Anopheles aquasalis is the source of this 833-nucleotide messenger RNA. RefSeq names its product 27 kDa hemolymph glycoprotein-like. Lineage: Eukaryota; Metazoa; Arthropoda; Insecta; Diptera; Culicidae. The record is from RefSeq and is a predicted model, not a curated record.
UCACUCACGAACGGUCUAGUUAGACGCUUUGCCACUAGAAUGCACAAGUUCCUUGUAGCUUUCGUGUGUUUUGCAGGGAUUUUAGCAGUCUGCAGUGGGACGGUGGAACAUCCAAGGAUUGGCAGAUUGGGGAAAUUUUGGCAACGAUGCCAAAACCACACUGAAUCCGACGGGGUCUUCAUGGGUAUUUACCGAUCAGUAAGAAUGGGUGAUUCUUGCGUGGGAAGGUUGAAAUUUGAAGAGUUGUGGGACGACUUGCAGUUAAUAACCAACGAGACGCGGAAAGCAUUAUUCGAAGAAUACUGUCCGCAGCUGCGAGUGUUUAACAUCUGCAUGAACACAAUAGUGGAUAGCUUAAUACCUUGCUUUGACGACAUCGAGAACAACAUCACUCGAGAGUUCGUAAGCGUACUGCCGGAUGCGGUGCAGCUUUUUUGCAAGGAUGAUGGUGAAAUACUCUCCGGAGGGGGUGAGAUCGCCAAGCGACUGGAGUGCGUGCGGGAGCGGGAAGCCAAGGAGAGGAAUUGCUUCUCAAUCCUUGAACAGUUCAAACCUAUUGACACCUUCGUACUGACCCAGGAACAGUGCAGCAUAUUCACUAACUUCCGACAGUGCUUCAAGGAGCAUGUGGACGCAUGCGAAAUAUCUGCCGUAAUGAGCUUAUACGAUUUGUUUUAUAAUGCUGCAUUCCGUUCCGGAGCCUGUCGAAAUGCAUAAGCGAAUCUAGCGCCCAGGAUGGCGGCUGCGGAGUAUAAUGACGAGAAAGGACAAUAAAUCCAAUUCUAUGUUUCAUCUAAUUUGAUGGACCACAAUAAAAUAAGCUUGUAUCAGAA